CAUCAAUGGCAAUGCUUUCAACUGUUGCAAAACGCACUGUUUUCUCAAUCCCAUUAACCAAACACACAUUAUCCUUCUCAUCUUCUUCUUCUUCUCCACAACAUUUGACUGCAAAGGAAGAUGAAACAUUAGUCUCAACUGCAAUAACAAUCCUCAAACAUCAUCGUUCUAAAUCACGUUGGUCCGAAAUUCUUUCUUUAACUCCUCACUUCACUCCAUCCCAAGUCUCCCAAAUCAUUCUUCAACUCCGUAACACACCUCAUCUAGCCCUUCGUUUCUUCAACUUCACAAUCCAACGGUCCAUAUGCAAUCACAAUCUUUAUUCCUAUGCCACCAUUAUUCAUAUACUCUCUCGUUCCCGCCAUAAAUCACAAGCCUUAGAGUUAAUCAAGUGCGCCAUUCGUAAAUUUCAAGAUUUGUCAAACCCACCUCAGAAAUUUCAAGAUUUAGCAAACCCACCUAGGAAAUUUCAAGAUUUGUCAAACCCUCAAGAUUUAGCAAACCCACCUCAGGUAUUUCAAGAUUUAGCAAACCGGCCUGGAAAAUUUCAAGAUUUAGCAAACCCACCGGGGAAAUUUCAAGACUUAGCAAACCCACAUGGGAAAUUUCAAGAUUUUGCAAAACCACCUAGGAUUUUUGAAAUCUUGGUUAAAACUUAUAGAAUUUGUGAUUCAGCUCCAUUUGUGUUUGAUUUGUUAAUCAAAGCUUAUUUGGAUUCUAAAAAGAUGGAUCUUUCUGUUCAACUUGUGAGGAUUUUGGGUUCUAAGGGUAUUUUUCCUCAUGUUGUUAUAUGCAAUUCUUUGAUUGAGUUGAUUGCAAAAAAUCGAGGUCCUUUUGAUGCUUAUGAUAUGUAUAGGGAAAUCUUUAGAUAUGAGAAAGGGAAGGGGAAAUGUGUGAUCGCGAAUGCUUAUACGUUUAACGUUCUUAUGGUUGCUUUUCAUAGAGAAGGAGUAGUGGAGAAGGUUGAGGAGGUUUGGAAGGAAAUGAUGGAAAGAAAUUGUGCCCCGAAUGCGUAUAGUUAUAGUGUUUUAAUGGCCGCGUAUUGUGAGGAUGGGAAGAUGGACAAUGCUAUGAAAGUUUGGGAGGAAAUGGGUGAAAAGGGUGUGAAGCAUGAUAUUGUAGCGUAUAAUACUAUAAUUGAGGGGUUUUGUAAAGUUGGUGAGAUUGAGAGAGCUGAGGAGGUGUUCAGAGAGAUGGUUUUCGCUGGGGUAGAAUGUACUUGUGUUACUCUUGAGCAUCUCAUUAAUGGACAUUGUAUGAGCGGGAAUGUUGAUGCAGCUCUAGUCUUGUAUAAGGAUAUGUGUCGAAAGGGCUUCAAACCAGAGAGUUCAACAAUAGAUGUAGUGGCUGAGGUGCUCUGUGACAAAAGUGGAGUUUUUGAGGCCUUGGAAUUUGUGACAACUGCAAUAAAGAAACACGAUAUUGUACCAAGGAAGACAACAUAUGAACUUCUGAUACGGAGCUUGUGUAUGGAGGGGUGGAUGGAAGAAGCUCUGAAACUUCAGGUGGAGAUGGUGGGGAAAGGAUUUGCUCCAAAUUUGGAAAUAUAUAGUGCUUUCAUUGAUGGGUAUAUCAAACAAGGGGAUGACAAAAAGGCUGAAACUUUGAGGAAUGAAAUGCUUAGGAAUAAGAUAACAUGUGAAGACAGCUAGAUGUUGUAAGACAUGCAGAGUUUUAGCCAAAUCUGAAAUCAUGAGUUCGGGCUAUAAGGUUAAGAACAGACAAGGCGACUUUUCGAAAGUGCAAGUCUGUCUGUAAAUCAAAGCAAGGUACUCUCUGAACUGCGCCUUCAUUAUUCGUCGAAUAUGAACACUGCAUUCUUGCUGAAACAGUUCUGUCCCCUGCUGGAGGGAAUCUUAUGAUGAUUUUUGCUACUCUUCAACUGAAUAAUGAAUUCAAGAAGAGUACCUUUCUGCGGGUGGUACUUGACUGAGGACAUCGUUUAAUGGUUUAUGAAUAUGAGCACCGCCUAACUGCUUGAGGAGUUCUCACUACAGGUCAGGCUCUUAAGAUAAUGCAUCCUACUCUUUCCUGCAGUAUUCCGGCAUUAUUUUUCUGUCCGGUGAUAGCCUGUAGUAUGAGUUAACAGUGUAGAUGCCUCUACUAUGCCCUUUCCAUGUCAGUUUAUCUUCUUCAGCUGAAAAGGCUCCAGUGUUUUAUAAAACUCAGCAGCUCUUGAAGUAUCCCAGUCACUAAAAUGUCUUCAAAAAAUGAAGAUUCAAGCUUCAGAGUUUCUGCAUUCUGCUACUGUUACAUCAGGAAAUCGAACAAGAUUGAAAAGAUUUAGAGUGAAUUUCUAUUCUUAAUCUUCCAUAACAUGUGAUAUCUAUACUAAGUAUCAAUGCUAAAAAUCAGUUAUAUGAGAAGAGCACAUUGUCUGCUCCCUCUUAUACUUAUCAGUAUAUUGUUCUAUAAUUAUCUUGUUCUUUGAAUUUAUUACUACUGUUGUUUUUUUCA
This is a messenger RNA of Lycium ferocissimum, 2457 nucleotides long. Its product is annotated as pentatricopeptide repeat-containing protein At2g15980. The coding region runs from base 6 to 1652 and encodes 548 amino acids. Lineage: Eukaryota; Viridiplantae; Streptophyta; Magnoliopsida; Solanales; Solanaceae. Gene Ontology annotation, molecular function: protein binding. The record is from RefSeq and is a predicted model, not a curated record. The transcript has a single exon.